AAAGCUUAAAAAUAUCGAUAUACUCGUAGAUGCUUCUCUCCAUCUCUAGCUGUUGUUUGCAAAAAAUUCUUCUAUCAAAAAAUAAAUAAAUAAUAUUUCUCAAAAUGCAGGAAGAUAGUUAUAGUACAACGCUUUGUCAGCUGGAAAAUGAAGAAUUGGAGAACACCGCUAUGAGCGCCGAAAACUAUCAACAGAUGCUGGCAAUUUAUCUCUACCUAAACAAUCUAGCUAAUGCCAAAAUGCUAUGGAUGCGCAUUCCCGACAAUUUGAAAGAUCAAAAUAAAGAACUAGCCCAAAUAAAUCUAUUGAAUAUCGCCUUGCAGCAUAGCAACUACUCGGAUUUCUUCAAACACAUGAAAUACGAGUGGUCAGAGCACAACAAAGCCAUUAUUAACGAUCUCUUGGUUAGUAAACGCGAGGAGCUGUUUAACUUGACGGCCAGUGCCUAUGUUUCAAUUUAUGAGCAAAACCUGAUGGAAAUGGCACAAAUGACUCCUGAAGAACUAAAGAGUGCUUGCUUCGAUUGGACACGUGAGCAAGAUGGGGAUAAAUAUAUUUUAAUACCGAAAAUAAGGGAAUCGGCUCCACGCGUGGCUAGCGAUGAUCAGCUGCUGAAAUUAACAGAAUUUGUAUCAUUUUUGGAGAAUUAAAAAAAGUAAACAUUAAAAUAAUCGAUGACACCUAUCAGAUGCA
Drosophila sulfurigaster albostrigata is the source of this 693-nucleotide messenger RNA. RefSeq names its product COP9 signalosome complex subunit 8 (gene CSN8). Gene Ontology annotation, cellular component: COP9 signalosome. The record is from RefSeq and is a predicted model, not a curated record. Gene Ontology annotation, biological process: protein deneddylation; COP9 signalosome assembly. Bases 105 to 650 code for a protein of 181 amino acids. The transcript is spliced from 4 exons. Lineage: Eukaryota; Metazoa; Arthropoda; Insecta; Diptera; Drosophilidae.